Molossus molossus (Pallas's mastiff bat) is the source of this 1630-nucleotide messenger RNA. RefSeq names its product serine/threonine kinase 32A (gene STK32A). The coding region runs from base 196 to 1386 and encodes 396 amino acids. The record is from RefSeq and is a predicted model, not a curated record. The transcript is spliced from 13 exons. Gene Ontology annotation, molecular function: G protein-coupled receptor kinase activity; ATP binding; G protein-coupled receptor binding. Lineage: Eukaryota; Metazoa; Chordata; Mammalia; Chiroptera; Molossidae. Gene Ontology annotation, biological process: protein phosphorylation; G protein-coupled receptor signaling pathway; regulation of signal transduction.
UUUCCCUGCUCUCUGCACGGUUCUGGGAGUUCCCUUCUUAGUCCCUGCUCCCCGGGAGGAAGCCCCAGUCGAGCUUCUGGGAAGGCGCGAAGGGAGAAGCAAGAUAUAGCUACAGCUUCCAGACCUCUUCUGAAGGAAGAUGAAUGUUUCCGCCGGGAUGAUGUAACUGCAGGUUCCGGGUCUGGGCAGACAACCAUGGGAGCCAAUACUUCAAGCAAACCCCCGGUUUUUGAUGAAAACGAGGAUGUCAACUUUGACCACUUCGAAAUUUUGCGAGCCAUUGGAAAAGGCAGCUUUGGGAAGGUCUGCAUCGUCCAGAAGAAUGAUACCAAGAAGAUGUACGCGAUGAAAUACAUGAACAAACAGAAGUGUGUGGAGCGCAAUGAAGUGAGAAACGUCUUCAAGGAACUCCAGAUCAUGCAGGGUCUGGAGCACCCUUUCCUGGUCAAUUUAUGGUACUCCUUCCAAGAUGAGGAAGACAUGUUCAUGGUGGUGGACCUCCUGCUGGGCGGGGACCUACGUUACCACCUGCAGCAGAAUGUCCGUUUCCAGGAAGACACCGUGAAGCUCUUCAUCUGUGAGCUGGCCAUGGCCCUGGACUACCUGCAGAGCCAGCGCAUCAUCCACAGGGAUAUAAAGCCUGACAACAUUUUGCUUGAUGAACAUGGGCACGUGCACAUCACAGACUUCAACAUCGCCGCCAUGCUGCCCAGGGAGACGCGGAUCACCACCAUGGCCGGCACCAAGCCUUACAUGGCCCCCGAGAUGUUCGACUCCAGAAGAGAAGCAGGUUACUCCUUCGCCGUUGACUGGUGGUCCCUGGGAGUGACCGCGUACGAGCUUCUGCGAGGCCGGAGACCAUACCAUAUUCGCUCCAGUACUUCCAACAAGGAGAUUGCAAACAUGUUUGAGAUGGCUAUUGUGACUUACCCUUCUGCCUGGUCCCAGGAAAUGGUGUCACUCCUUAAAAAGCUACUGGAACCUGACCCAGACCAGCGGUUUUCUCGCCUGUCUCACGUCCAGAGCUUCCCGUACAUGAACGACGUGAACUGGGACGCGGUUUUGCAGAAGAGGCUCAUUCCAGGUUUCAUUCCUAACAAAGGCAGGCUGAAUUGCGACCCCACCUUUGAGCUUGAAGAAAUGAUUUUGGAGUCCAAACCUCUUCACAAGAAAAAGAAGCGGCUGGCGAAGAAGGAGAAGGAGACGAGGAAAUGCGACUCCUCGCAGACAUGCCUUCUUCAAGAGCACCUUGAAUCUGUGCAAAAGGAAUUCAUCAUUUUCAACAGAGAAAAAGUAAAAGGGGAUUUUAAUACAAGACAGACAAAUCUAGCCUUCGAACAAACCAAAGACCCACAAGAAGAGAACAGCCAGAAUAACAACCUGUGACACUGUCAUCUUCUUCAUGAGAUGUUCCCUGGCACCUCAGGCUGGCACGUCUGCCUCUUCCAUCAGGACGAGCUGCCUCUCCGCACACCUCACACACCUUCCCUUUGGAAGGAGGCAACGUGACACACCGCAGAGCUCCCUGGGCUGCUAGGAUCUAGCUGCACCGCUAAUGAACCGUGUGACCUUGAGCAAGUCACUUAACCACUUUCUCUGCUUCGGUUUAUUCUUCUAACAUGAGAAGGUU